This is a messenger RNA of Pungitius pungitius (ninespine stickleback), 3454 nucleotides long. RefSeq names its product interleukin enhancer-binding factor 3 homolog. The record is from RefSeq and is a predicted model, not a curated record. NCBI's taxonomy places the organism in Eukaryota, Metazoa, Chordata, Actinopteri, Perciformes, Gasterosteidae. The transcript is spliced from 18 exons. The coding region runs from base 182 to 2761 and encodes 859 amino acids. Gene Ontology annotation, molecular function: double-stranded RNA binding; single-stranded RNA binding. Gene Ontology annotation, cellular component: precatalytic spliceosome.
UUUUUUUACGUCGUGGGCGUUUCCGUCCACACUCCUGGCCGAGACCGGGAGCUAGCGUGCAGCAGCCGUCCAUUGGCAGCGACGACACCACGGCGGCCUGCGACGUUGUCAUCUUCUGUUUCUUAUUUUUCAUCCCUGUGCUUCACUGGACAAGGGAGCCGCUCCGCUCUCUAAAACAACGAUGCCCCCUCCAAUGCGGCACCGCUCCAUGCGCGUCUUCAUGAACGAUGACCGCCACGUCAUGGCCAAACACGCUGUCAUCUACCCAACUCAAGAGGAGCUGGAGAACGUACAGAACAUGGUGUCGCACACGGAGCGGGCCCUCAAGGCUGUCUCCGACUGGCUAGAUAAACAUGAGAAGGUGGCCCCCAAGCCUGACUCUGAUAGCGCAGACACCGAUAAAGAAAGUGAGUCCAGAGAUCAGGCGACCCGCUCUCUGCGGGGCGUAAUGAGGGUGGGCCUGGUUGCCAAGGGCCUGCUCCUAAAGGGCGACCUGGACCUGGAGCUGGUGCUCCUCUGUAAGGAGAAGCCGAACAACAAUCUGCUGAAGAGAGUGUCUGAAAACCUUCUGACACAGCUCAAGGUGAUCACAGAAGACAAGUACGUGGUGACGCAGCACGUCCGCGAGGCCAGCAUUGUCAUCAAGAACACCAAGGAGCCCCCUCUCACCCUCACCAUCCACCUGACGUCCCCGCUGGUCCGCGAGGACGUUGAGAAGGCUGCUUCUGGAGACUCGCUUUCAGUCAACGAUCCUCCGGAUGUUCUGGACAGGCAGAAAUGCCUAACUGCCUUGGCGUCUCUCCGCCACGCUAAGUGGUUCCAGGCCAGAGCCAACGGGCUGCGUUCCUGCGUCAUCGUCAUUCGAAUCCUACGGGACCUCUGCGCCCGCGUCCCCACAUGGGCACCGCUCCGUGGCUGGCCGCUGGAGCUGAUCUGUGAGAAGGCCAUUGGCACAGGGAACCGGCCCAUGGCGGCAGGGGAAGCUCUGCGGAGGGUUCUGGAAUGUCUGGCUUCAGGGAUCCUCAUGGCAGGUAUAUAUGGCGCGGGAAUCUCCGAUCCGUGCGAGAAAGAGGCCACCGACGCCAUCGGUCACCUGGACCCCCAGCAGAGGGAAGACAUCACAGCGAGCGCACAACACGCCUUGCGGCUGUCGGCCUUCGGUCAGCUUCACAAAGUGCUCGGGAUGGAUCCCCUCCCGUCAAAGAUGCCCAAGAAACCCCGAAGCGAGACUCCAAUCGAUUACACAGUGCAAAUCCCACCCAGCACGGCGUACGCUCCUCCAAUGAAACGGCCCAUCGAGGAAGAGGAGGGACUUGAUGACAAGAGUCCAAACAAGAAGAAGAAAAAGCUGCAGAAGAAAUCCCCGGAGGAGAAGGCCGAGCCCCCCCAGGCGAUGAACGCUCUGAUGAGGCUCAACCAGCUGAAGCCGGGUCUCCAGUACAAGCUGAUCUCCCAGACCGGCCCCAUUCACGUGCCAGUGUUCACCAUGGCUGUCGAAGUGGACGGCAAGGCCUUUGAGGCGUCCGGCCCGUCGAAGCGCACCGCCAAGCUGCACGUAGCGGUAAAGGUCCUCCAGGACAUGGGCCUGCCCACAGGAGUGGAACUGAAGGCUGCGGAGACGGUGAAAUGCGAGGAGGUGGUAGUGGCUGUCCCCGCGGAGGCCGUGAAGCCGGUCAUAACCCCCAUCGAAGCCCCCGCCGCCGCCACCGGACCGGCCGACACCUCCGAGGCCACAGAGAACACUCGGCAACAGGGACCGAUCCUAACGAAGCACGGCAAGAACCCCGUGAUGGAGCUCAACGAGAAGCGGCGCGGCCUGAAGUACGAGCUCAUCUCGGAGACGGGCGGCAGCCACGACAAGCGCUUCGUCAUGGAGGUGGCCAUCGACGGGCAGAAGUUCCAGGGCACGGGAUCCAAUAAGAAGGUGGCCAAGGCCUACGCCGCCCUGGCGGCUCUGGAGCGGCUCUUCCCUGAGGGCGCCAUGGCCGAGGCCGCUAAAAAGAAAAAGGGGCCACCCAUGCAUGCGCCAGGCUUCAACAUGAUGGGAGCCUCGGGGCCCGGAGACGCCGCCUCAGCGCGGGGCCGAGGGCGGGGAGGGCGGGGCCGCGGAAGGGGCCGGGGCUUCAAUAACGGAGGAGGCUACGGCCAAGGAGGUGGCUUCGGAACCUACGGCUACGGGAACAAUGCUGCAUACAAUUACUACAACAACGGAGGCUCAAACGGAGGAGCCGGGGCGUCCAACAGCCCGUCCGGCGGCCCCCCGGCCAGCCCGGCGCCGGGGUCGGCUCAGGGCUCCUACGGCUCGUACUUCCACAGCGACGGGGCCUACGCCGCCAUGACUGCAGCGAAAAGCGCCAAAAAGAAACCCCCCAUGAGCAAGGGAGGGAAGGCCCCCUUUACAUGCCCCCCAGGGGCAAACAUUGGAGCAGUGGGAGGGUACCAGUCCAGCACCCCUCCGGGGCAGGGCUCCUACAACCAGUACGCCCAGGGCUAUGGGCAGGGGAAGAAGCCCUUCAACCAGAACCAGGGGGGGGCGGGUGGAUACUCGUACAGCACUGCUUAUCCAAGCCAGGUGACGGGGGGGGCCGGGGGGAGCCAAGACUACAGUUAUGAAGGUUUCACCAACCAGUCAAGUUACAACUCCCAGGGUGGUGGGGGGGGAGGUGGAGGCAACCAGGGCUUUGGCACCAACCACUCCCAGUACCACAACCCAGUGGGCUACGGCAGGGGAGACGGCAGCAUGAACUACCAGUACAGAUAAACUCUUAAUCACUCCGCCUGUGAAUCCUCGGCACCAAGCGCUCUGCAUCGGUGUCUGGAGCCUUCUCCAAAGAGAGCGACGUGACGGCUCGCCUGUGCUCUCUGCCUUUUUCUCCCUGUUUGCUUCUUCUGUGCUAUUGAGUUUUUAUGUGGCACACUUGGGCACAAAUUGAGUUGUCUGGACUUUUUGAAGAGUCCCAGAUAAGUUGCAGAUUCAUUUAGUGGUCUGUUUCUGUGGUCUGGUCCGUUCUUAGUCUUGUGUUUUUAGGUUAUUCUUUUAUUUUUCAACUCCAUGCUACCAGUCCUUGUCACUAAAUAAUAUGUUAAUUUCUUCUACAAAUUACUUGCUGGCUCUGACUCGGUUUCCUUUUUAAUACAAAGGGGUUGUGUGGCGAUGGCUGUCGACUAGACUAGUCAAAUCUUGUAGUUUUUAAACUACAGAGCUGGUUGUAUUUUUUUAAUUAAAUCCCAAUAAGCUUGGUUUAGUUCUGCAUUGCUUGUAAUUUUGGCUUUUUUUGUAAUUUACCUAAUGUGAUGUAGUUAUUUCAAUAAAUGUUUUUUGGAGAUAACUGGAAACUACUUCCAUCCUGAUGUCAAAUUUACAUUUCUGCUCAAUGUUUCGUUUCAUUGAGUUGGAUUUGUUCUUGUUAAUGUAAAACAAAGUGUUUAUUAAAAAAAAUAUUUUUAUUUUGAA